Messenger RNA from Cicer arietinum (chickpea), 1737 nucleotides. RefSeq lists its product as uncharacterized. Lineage: Eukaryota; Viridiplantae; Streptophyta; Magnoliopsida; Fabales; Fabaceae. The record is from RefSeq and is a predicted model, not a curated record.
UACUCCCUCUCUCCCCACAUUUUUAACUAUAUGAAUACUCAAAACGUCUACCAUAUUAACCAUCACUUCAAACACUUUCCUUUCUAGUUGUUGUCCCAUGGCUACUACUACUAAUGAAACAGAGGAACAUUUGUCCUUAAAACUUAUUGUGAACGAAGAGAGUAACAAGGUCUUGUUUGCAGAAGCAGGAAAAGACUUUGUGGAUGUUCUAUUUAGCUUCUUAACAUUUCCAUUAGGAACCAUUGCAAGACUUGUUGAGAAAGACUCAAACACGGGUCCUGUUACCGUUGGUUGUCUUAACACACUCUAUCGAAGUGUGAAAGAUCUUGACGAGUCGUAUCUAUGGGAUGAGACAGUCAAACAAAUGCUGCUGCAACCAAGUAACUUUGCGGAAGAUUAUUGCAACACUCUUAAACUCAACAUUGAUGACACUCCCCCCACAAUGUUCUACCAAUGUAGUAACCCCUGUGUGAGGUGCCGAUCUCUUGGUUUGACCACAUCAAGAUAUCCUAAACAAUGUACGUGUGGCAAGAGUUUUUAUUCUACUUCUUCAGUUUUAGCUAAACAUUUUCGCAAAGGAUUUGUCAAUGGUAUUGUUACAUUUGUCAUUACUGAUAAUCUCGCUGUCAUGCCAAACUCAAUGGAUUGUACAAGCUUGGGUAUGCUUCAAGAAUUUGGAAUAUUAAACCCAAGUUCGGCAAAGGAAAUUGUUCUCAAUCUCAAUAAACAAAAGGUACUUGAACUACUAAAGUGUUUUUUGAUUUCGAAGUCAACUUUGACUGAUUUAUUUUUAGAAAAGAAACCAUCACCCGGGAUAUCAAGUUUAUUUCCGCUUGCUGAAUUUAGAGGCAAAGGCAAUGUCCAAAUUAUUAUUAAGCUAGUUAUUAAAAAAUCGGAUGGGAAAGUAUUGUAUGCUCAAGGGAAACAAGAUUUUGCAAACUUACUUUUAAGUUUCCUCACUUUUCCUUUGGGCGGUGUUGUAAGUGUACUCGGAACAUAUUCUUGUUUGGGUAGCAUUGAUGUGCUUUACAAGAGUAUAGCUGAUUUAAAUGAAAAUAAUUAUUUUGUAUCAAAAGAGGCUAAAAACAGGCUUAUUCAUCCUUGCAUUUCCCCCAAGUUAAAAUUAAGCAACCAAAUUUUGCCCAUUCUCGACCCAGGUGUUGUUGAAUAUUAUAGUCAUGGUGGUCUUAUUGGUCGUCAUCUUCAAUAUUUCAAAGCUGGUGAAGAUAAGAGUCGUGAAAGUUAUGUGAAGGGGCCGGCUAUGUAUUAUGCUACAGAUGAUUUGGUUGUAGCACCCUUGUCUCCAAUUUCAAAUUUGGGUUUACUUAACCGAUUUAAAAUUCCUCUUAAUGACUUGAAGGAAAAGAUUGUUACCAUUGGCGUCACAGAUUGUCUUAGAAUAUUGAAAGCUUCUUUGACAUCAACAUCUGCUUUAACUAAUGGGCUGGCUCACCUGUUGACUGAUGUUAAAGGGGAAAGAUGAUAUCAGUUGUCGUUUUGUUGUUUUUUGGUUCACCGAGAAAAGGUUGUAAUGAUUAUCCUUACGAAGGUUUACUAUUUCAAUUCUUGUAUUUUUUUAGAACUGUUUAGAAUUUUGAAUGACAUUCGUAUAAUUUUUUAUAGAUGUAUGCUUAGAGAGAGCAUUUAGGUAUAUCAUUUUGUAAAGCUAAUGGUUGAUAGAAAUUUUGAUCCGAUCGGAUCAGCCCAGGUUUGAAAACGUUGUGUACACGACUUUGA